AGCCAUGCCGAUAAGCUUGAGGUGGAGUAUCUUCUUAUAUGAAAUUGUUCUUUUUACUAAAAAAAAAUCCUAAAUAUAUAAAAACCCCCCAAUUCCCAGCUACCAACGAUUGUAACGACGACGACGGUAAUCAGCGGCGCCGAGGUAUUUGUGUAUUGUCAAUAAUAUAAUCCAAAGAGCAUGAGCAAGAGAAGAGAAACUCUCUGAACCUGUAGUCUUUACUGCACGAGUGUUACCAUAGAAAGCGGAGGUUGAAGAAGAUGGCGUGGGGGCAAUUACUCUUCAGCAAAACCACAAAAUCUACUGCUUAUACAACCCCUGCUGUUGCUAGAUUCUUCUCCAAAUCGAUUCCAUAUGAGGUGAAAGUUGGAAUACCAGAAUUUUUGAAUGGGAUAGGGAAAGGGGUUGAAACCCAUGUGGGCAAGCUUGAAGCUGAGAUUGGUGACUUCCAGAAGCUUCUUGUUACCCGUACUCUUAAACUCAAGACUCUUGGGGUCCCUUGUAAACAUAGGAAGCUGAUACUGAAAUAUACCCACAAGUAUCGACUGGGACUGUGGAGGCCUCGAGCGGAACCUGUGAAAUCAUAAUUGGUUUGUACUAGCUGAAUGUAGAAGGUAACACAGCUGAACAUUUCACUUGUGAAACUUUGUUAGUCAAGAGUGUCAAUUGUUGAACAUUCUUACAUGUUUCCUAUUCUAGUUCAAAGUCUUGGUUUCUGACUAUUUGUCUUUACCUUCAUUUCAAAUUUCAUCAAUGAGAUUUUGUGUUAAACUGCAUAAGUGUACCGAAUCACGUUCGGCGGUCUUUCCAUUAGAUGUUUUGAUAUUUAGUUCAUAGUUACAAUCCAA
Humulus lupulus (European hop) is the source of this 848-nucleotide messenger RNA. RefSeq lists its product as uncharacterized. The transcript has 3 exons. NCBI's taxonomy places the organism in Eukaryota, Viridiplantae, Streptophyta, Magnoliopsida, Rosales, Cannabaceae. The record is from RefSeq and is a predicted model, not a curated record. Bases 261 to 587 code for a protein of 108 amino acids.